Messenger RNA from Myxocyprinus asiaticus (Chinese sucker), 1143 nucleotides. Its product is annotated as dnaJ homolog subfamily C member 15-like. Gene Ontology annotation, molecular function: ATPase activator activity. Gene Ontology annotation, cellular component: PAM complex, Tim23 associated import motor. The coding region runs from base 72 to 467 and encodes 131 amino acids. Gene Ontology annotation, biological process: protein import into mitochondrial matrix. The record is from RefSeq and is a predicted model, not a curated record. The transcript is spliced from 6 exons. NCBI's taxonomy places the organism in Eukaryota, Metazoa, Chordata, Actinopteri, Cypriniformes, Catostomidae.
GCCGUAGUUUCGACUCUUGCACUGGCAUGGCGAGCUCCAGUCGUAUAGUGAUGACGCAUCCUCUAUGAGACAUGCCACAGCAAUCAAACAUGCCGAGUGAGACAGAUAUUGACAAACGCCUUGGUGGUACUCUUAUAGCAGUGGGACUGGGGGUUGCUGCUGCAGGGUUUGCAGGUCGGUAUGCUUUCCAUUUUUGGAGACCUCUGGGUCAGGUUAUUACGGAAGCUGCUAAGAAAAUGCCCUCUGCGUCAAUCUCUGCAUACUACAGAGGUGGAUUUGAGCAGAAGAUGACCAAACGGGAAGCCAGUCUUAUCCUUGGGAUCAGUCCGAACAGCACAAAGGCAAAAGUCAGAGAAGCCCACAUAAGGAUCAUGAUCCUAAAUCAUCCAGAUAAAGGUGGAUCCCCAUAUUUGGCAGCAAAGAUCAAUGAAGCAAAAGAUCUGCUUGACUCUGGCCCUUGGCGCUGACCCAGCUGCCUGCGCCAACCAAGCACACAGUUACAUCUGCUUCAGUGCCGCCAACUCACCCAGGAGUCUCCACAACUCACUGUGCUUCUCUAAGUUUUUCUGCCAUUAAUCAGCCAACUCUCAGCAUAUUGCACACUGUUCUAUCUCUCAUUGAUUCUUACCUCCACUUUAAUGCAACUAGGCAAAGGUAGACCUUUCGUGUUAAAGGAUAUUUGUGCCAUAGGUACAGAAUAUGUUACAGUAGUCUUUAUUAUUUUUUGAGGUCACUUGUUUUAUGGGAAAUUAAUGCUGAAAAACAAAAUGUUAGGCAUAUUCUCUAUAGCGUAAAGUCCCAAAGUAGGAGAGAGUUUUAUCACACAAAAUUUCUCUAGUCACCAUCAAGAAUUUGACACUUAUUCACUUUAUCUGUGAUCAUAUCACCUUAUGAGAUAUAUAUAUUUUUGGGCCAAUAUAUUUAUUGUCUGUCUAAAGUUUUGAUGCCUUUGAAUUUAAACUUCUAUCUUUUAUAUCUUUAGGUUGUUGGUUAAAAGUUUACAUGACAUGACUAUUUAUUUUCUCACCUUCAUGAUAUCCCAGGUGUGUGUGACUUUGUCUUCAGCAGAACACAUUUGAAGAAAAAUAGAAAAAAAUAUCUCAGCUCAGUAGGUCCUUAAAAUGCAAGUGAAUGGCGAUUUCU